This is a messenger RNA of Acanthoscelides obtectus, 946 nucleotides long. NCBI's taxonomy places the organism in Eukaryota, Metazoa, Arthropoda, Insecta, Coleoptera, Chrysomelidae. The record is from the annotation of a GenBank genome assembly.
AUUCAAUCGAGAGCACCUGUGGAUACGCAUUUUUAUGUUAGGACAUGUCGUGUUAAUUUCAGUCACAUUAUACCUGGGUGAUGUUGACGAAACGACAAAAACCUCGUGAAAAACACAAGGAACUAGUUUACUAGUUGAAACAUGAAAACAUUGACGCGAUAGUAUGGAUUUUUGCCUUCGUAUCUACAGAAAUAAUAGAACGCUGGUAUCCUAUAGACCCGGUGAUAUUUGGUUUACGUUCUUUUAACCAGAAAAGAAUCUGUUUUUAUCUGUCACUGAAAGAUUCUGUGUACUUUUCACAAAACAGAAUUUGGAAUAUUUCAGAAUUGGAAAAAAAUAUAGUGGCGGCAUGUCCGAACCAGUCUCGCCGCCCCCGAACAGCAACAGUGGCGGUAGCGCGCUCCAACACGCAGCCGCCGCCGUCCACCUGACGCUGUCCCGCAUGCAGUCCGCCCCCACCGGUCACCCAGCGGCGGCCAAUCAGCAGGCUCAGCUGGCGGUGUUGCUAGGCAACCUGACGCAGCAUCACCAUCACCACCACCACCAUCAGCACAGGCGGUUGGAGCGCACGCAGUCCGCGCCUGCGCCGCAACAGCAGCAGCCGCCCCCUUUGCCCGCCUCCGCGGUGCAGCAACAGCCGACCGCAGCGAAUACGUCAAGAUAUAAAACGGAGCUGUGUAGACCCUUCGAAGAGUUUGGCGUAUGCAAGUAUGGAGACAAGUGCCAGUUCGCUCACGGUCAUGCCGAGUUAAGAAGUUUGGCCAGGCAUCCCAAAUAUAAGACAGAGCUGUGCAGGACGUACCACACAGUUGGAUUCUGUCCAUACGGACCUAGACUUUUCGACAUAUAUAUGACAUACUGCAAAGUCCACCAUAUACUACAGCUUCAAUAACAGCGAUGCACUUGAUUUGAUUAACAGUGACCUGAACACACUAAAUAACAUCAG